CAUGAUGAUGAUGAUGAUGAUGAUGAUGAUGAUGAUGAUGAUGAGACGGGGUGUGUUUGAUCCCAGGACCGCGAUGGAGGAACAGAGUUCAGACAUAGAAGUGACGGUGAAGACGCUGGACUCCCAGAGCCGGAGCUACGCCGUAGGAUCUCAGCUGACGGUGAAGGAGUUCAAGGAGCACAUCGCCCCCUCAGUGGGCAUCCCUGUGGAUAAGCAGAGGCUGAUCUAUCAGGGCCGAGUGCUGCAGGAUGAGCGAACCCUGGCAGACUACAAUGUGGGCGGAAAGGUGAUCCACCUGGUGGAGCGGGCCCCUCCUCCACCUUCCCAGGGAGGGUCGGGGUCUGGAGGGACCUCGGCAGACAGCGGACCUUCCUCAUCCUCCCAGGGAACCUCCCAAGUGCCGCACGACCGUAACGCUAACAGCUACGUCAUGCUAGGAACCUUCAACCUCCCCGUCAACAUCAUGGACCCGCAGCAGAUCCAGCUCUCCUCCUCAUCAGCUCCUCCUACCCUCAGCUCUCCUCCUCAUCAGCUCCUCCUACCCUCAGCUCUCCUCCUCAUCAGCUCCUCCAGUGUCUCUGUGGUUCUCCUGCUGGUCUUCCUUGUUCUGCUGCGUUUCCAGAGCAACGGUUCGGUCAACGUUCACAUCGACAUGGACCAGCCGGUGCAGAGCGAGCCCAGGCUGAGGCUGGUGCUGGCGGAGAACCUGCUGAGGGACGUCCAGGAUGUGAUCAGCAGGAUGGAGGGUCGAUCCACGGACUCCUCCUCCCAAACAGAGACUCCUCCUCCUGCCGCCGCCGCUGCUCCCCCGCCGCCCUCCUCUUCAUCCACCACCUCUACGCCCUCUCCCUCCGCCCAGCCCAUGGACACCUCCCCUCCCCCCACCACGCCCCCACCGCCCUCCUCUGCACCGUCCGAGGGGCCGACCCCGCAGCCGGGGCCAAGUCACCCCAGCCCUGCGGAGCUGGCGGAGAUGCUGUCUGAGCUGCGGAGGGUGGAGGAGCGGCUGCAGCCGUUCAUGCAGAGAGCCCACAGCAUCCUGGAGACCGCCACCACCGCAGAAUACAACAACAACACGCAGGAGAGAGAGGACGACCAGAGAACUCUGGUCCAGAUCUGCGAGUGUCUGCGUCUCCUUGGAAACGCCCUGGUUGCCCUUAGCGACCUGCGGCUGAACCUGAUGAGUCCCGUCCCCCGCCACCUCCAUGUUGUGCGUCCGUUCUCUCACUACUCCAGCCCGGUUGGCCUCCCUGGAUCCAUGCAUCAUCACAUCCCAGUGCAGAUGAACCUGGGUGCCACGGUGACCGUUGCCGCUAACAGCACUGAGGGGCAAGCUCCGCCCACCCAGCCAACCGGUCAGCCAGAACAGGCCAAUCAGGGACAGAGCUCCCCCUCGCCGAGCACUCCGUCCAAUCAGCAGGCUGGACAGGGACCGGGUGGCCCCCGGGUGAUCCGGAUCAGCCACCAGGCCGUCCCGGUGGUCAUGAUGCAGAUGAACGCAGACGGAGGAAGCAGCCCUGCAGCAGGAGGACAGCCGCUGGCCGGGCAGCCAGGUGCGCUCCCACCUGACUUCAUGAGGAACGUCAUGCAGCAGAUCAGUCAGUAUGCGGCGGCCGUUGCCACCAGCGCCGCCGCCGCCACCGCCCAGCCCUCCCCCCCCAGCUCCACCCCCUCCGCCCCUCCUGCCUCCUCCCAGUCUGGGUCCCAGCAGCCCCAGCAGGCGCGGGUGGUGUUCUCCCGGCCCCCCUUCGCCGCUGCCGCGCCCCCCCCGGUGUUCGGCGCCCGGGGGACCACCAUCAACGUGAGGGCGGCGGUGCCGGGCCAGCAGCCCGGACAGGCCUUCAGCCCGGCGGCUCUGAACCAGAUGAUCAGCGGACUGGUGGGUCAGCUGCUGGUUCCGGGACAGAUGGCGGGUCAAACCGUCACCACCUCCUCCUCCUCCUCCUCCUCCUCCACUUCCUUCUCCUUUUCCGGUUCGGGUCCAAAUCCACCGCCUGCUGCGUCCAGCCAGAACCAGAGUGAGGCGGGCGCUGCUGAGCCCCAGCCGGACCUGGCCCCUGACCUCCGCCAGCUGCUGGGCUCCCUGCUGGGCGAGGCCGGGGGGCCCGCUGCUGGUUCCGGUCCGUCUGGAGCCCCUUCUAUAACCGUCACCAGCUCAGGCGUCCCGGCCUUCAUCCAGGGGGUGACGGACUUCAUGCAGCAGGCCUCCCAGCCCAUCUUCUCUCCUCCCCCCCAGGCCUCCGGACCCACUGCGGGGCCCGGCCCGGCGGGGGCAGCAGAGUCCCUGAACCCGGAGCUGUUCACCGGCAUCCUGCGGGGGGUUCUGAACUCCAUGAUGGGCUCACUGGGUCAGAACCAGAACGACACCGAGAGCAUCGCCCAGUUCAUGCAGCGGCUGUCCCAGACCACCAACAUCUUCUUCAGUCCAGAGGACCCCACAGGGUUCUUCGGGGAGCUGCUGAUGUUGGUGUGCCAGACGUUCACCAUGUCUGACCUGGUGAUGCUGCUCCACGGUCAGCACCAGCCGCUCAGCCGCAUCCAGCCUCAGCUGGCCCAGUUCUUCACCCAGAACUUCCUGAGCGGCAGGGAGCCCACGGAUCAGAACAUCGCUGGAGCUGCUGAUGGUCUGGUCACCGAGCUGCAGGAGUACAUCAGCGAGAGCUUCAGGGAGUCCAACGUCUCUGUGCUGGACGGCGUGGACGUCACUCAGACCAACAUGUCCUUUUUCAGACAGCAGCUGACGCAGAUCGCCACGCACAUCCUGCGCUGCUCAGAUGAGACAUUUGGUCCCAGACUGCUGCAGAUGUGCAACCAGGCGCUGUUUGAGUGUCUGGCCCUCAACCUGCACUGCCUGAGAGGAGACCAGCGAGCGCUGACCGCCGUCAUCAACCACCGCAUCGUGAGUACGCUAUGGAGGACAGGGGGACGGCUUCUGUUGGGGGACACCAUAGAGGACAGGGGGUUCUGGCCAGGCGGCGUAUCGCCUUACGCCAGGCGCCUCAUCAAUCAUGGAUGGCUUUGUCUUCCACAGACGGAUCCCGGUCCUGCCGGCGGCUCCCAGGACGCUCAGAGUGCCACGAUCGGAGACACUCUGUCCCCCGCCGCAGCCACCACGGCAGAGGAGGCCAUGUCGCACGACAACGCCGCUGCGUCGUCAAGGGAGACCAGAGCGUUGCCUGGAGAUCUGGGAGCGUCGGGCGGUGCGGCGCCUCUAGGGGGCGACAUGGUGGCAGCAGGAGCAGAGGGAGGCAGCGAGGAGUCUGAGAGCUGGGCCGCCGCCGUCCCUCCUGAGUGGGUUCCCAUCAUCAGGCGCGACAUGAUGACGCAGAGGAAGAUGAAGGCUCAGCCGCCGCUCUCUGACGCCUACCUCCACGGCAUGCCGGCCAAGCGCAGGAAGACGGGCCAGGGCGGCGGCAGCCUCCUCUCCCUCUCAGACGCCGUCAGUCAGGCGGCCAGGAACAUGGGGGUGAGGCCCAUCACCUCCCCGGAGCAGCUCCAGGCCGACCUGGAAACGCAGGAGGUGAAGGAGGCGUACUCGGAGCAGGUCAAAGCCGACGUGAAGAAGCGCGUCAGAGACGACCCGGAGUUCAACCCGCAGCAAUUCCCCAACGCCCACAGAGCCUUCGCCCCCGACUCCUAACGCUCCGCCUGCGCCUCCCCAGCAGCAGCCUCAGGGUGCCGAGCCUCCCUCUCCUGGGGGGGCGGGGUCUGAGCCUCCCUGUGGUUCUAAGGGUUCUGAGCUCCAGAGGCUUUCCAACCAGCAGAGGUUCUACCACCCAAACCCAGAGCUGGUUCUGAUCCAGGACCAGAAUCUUUAUCGUCUGUCGGCCCAAAAGCCUCCAGAGUUCUGAUCCGAUCACAGAAAGUUCUGGAAUCGAUGUCAGAACCGACCCAGUGGAAGGAAGGCUUCCAGCGCCCUCUGCUGGGGAGCCCCAUAUGUCAGAGUUUGACCAACAGACCAGCUGAUGAUGAUGAUGAUGAUGAUGAAGGUAGAACCCAUCAUCAUCAUCAAUUCCUGCUGGCGACCGUCGUCUGUUUCUCCUCUUCCUCCUAUUUAUGGCUUCAGCUCCUCCUUUAAGAUGAUGUUCUCCUCCCAGCUGCUGCUUCCUCCAUGAUGAUGAUGAUGAUGAUGAUGAUGAUGAUGAUGAUGAUGAACACACAGACUGUGAUGCUGUUUGGUUGAUGAAUGUACAGCAAAGCUAAUAAAACCU
Messenger RNA from Cyprinodon variegatus (sheepshead minnow), 4211 nucleotides. RefSeq names its product BCL2 associated athanogene 6 (gene bag6). Gene Ontology annotation, molecular function: misfolded protein binding; polyubiquitin modification-dependent protein binding. Gene Ontology annotation, cellular component: BAT3 complex. The record is from RefSeq and is a predicted model, not a curated record. NCBI's taxonomy places the organism in Eukaryota, Metazoa, Chordata, Actinopteri, Cyprinodontiformes, Cyprinodontidae. The transcript is spliced from 23 exons. Bases 2 to 3640 code for a protein of 1212 amino acids.